CUCCUCCAUCCUCCUCCAGCACAUUGUUCUGCCGGCAGCAGCAGCUUCAUCCUGUUACUGCUGGACCAGGACAGCAGACAGGCAGACAGAGGGAGACAGACAGACAGGCAGGCAGAGAGACAGCCAGAGAGAGAGACAAGCACAGACAGAGAGACAGACAGGCUGUAAGUGUCUCUGUGUGAAGCAGCACUGAGCAGAGCGGUGACUGAUGGAUCCACCGGCUGCUACAUGAACAGAGACAAAGACAGGCAGACAGGAGGACAGACGGAAGGACAGACGGGAGGACAGACGGGAGGACAGUCAGACGGGUGGACGAUAUGAGCAGAGGAAUGCAUCUGUGGAGCAGCAGGCAGCUCAGGUAGCCAGCGCUGAGGUGAGGCAGCUUGUGAUUGGUGGUUACCAUGGCGCCCAGGCCGUCCUCAGGGGAAUUAUGGGGUCUCCAUCUGAUGCCUCCUCGGAUCCUGGUGGAUUGCUGCCUCCCCAAUGGGAUGAUGGUGAGUCUGGAGUGUCUCAGGGAAACUCCUCUCAUCAGCAUCAAGCAGCAGCUCUUCACUGAGGCCAGGAAGUAUCCUCUGUACCACCUGCUGCAGGAGGAGUCAUGCUACAUCUUUGUGGGCGUGACCCAGGAGGCAGAGAGGGAGGAGUUCUACGAUGAGACCCGGCGGCUGUGCGACCUGCGACUGUUCCACCCCAUCCUGAAGGUCAUCGAGCCGCUGGGGAACCGGGAGGAGAAGAUCCUGAACCGGGAGAUCGGGUUCGCCAUCGGGAUGCCGGUCUGUGAGUUUGAGAUGAUGAAGGACCCGGAGAUCCAGGACUUCCGGCGCUCCAUACUGAGCGUGUGCAGAGAAGCCAUGGAGGAGAGGGAGGGGGGCGGGGCCCACAGCCAGGCGCUCUACGUUUACCCCCCCAACGUGGAGUCCUGCCCCCAACUGCCCCAGCACAUCUACAGCAAGCUGGACAAAGGGAGGCUGAUUGUGACCAUCUGGGUGAUCGUGUCUCCGUCUAACUCCAAACAGAAAUACACUCUGAAGGUGAGUCACGACAGUUUACCUGAGCAGCUGAUUGCCGAGUCCAUCAGGAAGAAGAGCCGAUCCAUGCACCUUUCACCUCAGCAGCUCCGCCUCUGUGUCCAGGAGUACCAGGGCCAGUACAUCCUCAAGGUGUGUGGCUGUGAUGAAUACCUGUUGGAGAAGUUUCCUCUUAGUCAGUACAAGUACAUCCGGUCCUGUAUCAUCGUGGGACGUCUUCCUCACCUGAUGCUCGUGUCCAAAGACAGUCUCUACUCCCAGCUCCCAGCCUCAGGCUUCGUCACGCCCUCCUACAGCCGCCGGACGCCUCAGCCGUCCCCCUGUCCAGGAGGAGGAGACGGAAGUCCUCCUCGGUCCCUGUGGGCCUUCAACACUCUGCUGAGGGUCCGACUGCUGUGUGCCACCUACGUCAACGUCAACAUCCGGGACAUCGACAAGAUCUAUGUGAGGACGGGGAUCUAUCAUGGAGGAGAACCGCUCUGUGACAAUGUCAACACACAGAGAGUCCCCUGCUCCAAUCCCAGGUGGAAUGAAUGGCUGACCUAUGACAUCUACCUGGCUGACCUCCCUCGCUCAGCCAGACUUUGUCUGUCCAUCUGCUCUGUGAAGGGAAGGAAAGGAGCCAAGGAGGAACAUUGUCCUCUGGCCUGGGGGAACGUCAACCUGUUUGACUAUCAGGACAUCCUGGUGUGUGGUAAGGUUGCUCUCAGUCUGUGGCCCGUCCCUCACGGCCUGGAGGACCUGCUCAACCCCAUUGGAGUCGCAGGUUCAAAUCCCAACAAGGAGACUCCAUGUGUGGAGCUGGAGUUCUCCUGGUUCAACCAGACUGUGGUGUUUCCUGAUGAGCAGCAGAUAGAAGAACAUGCUAACUGGACCAUCAGCAGAGAGCUGGGAUACAACUACUGCCACGGACUGAGCAGUCGUCUGGCCUGUGACAGCAGUGUUUCAGCAGCAGAUGCAGAGCAGCUUCGUUCUCUUUGCUCCAGAGAUCCUCUCUAUGAGCUGUCAGAGCAGGAGAAGGACUUCCUCUGGAGACACAGACAUUACUGUGUGAACAUCCCAGAGUCUCUUCCUAAGCUGCUCCUGUCUGUCAAAUGGAACUCCAGAGACGAAGUGUCCCAGAUGUACUGCUUGCUGAAGGAGUGGCCUCUGAUGGAACCUGAAUCUGCUCUGGAGCUGCUGGACUGUAACUUUCCUGAUCCGAUGGUCAGAGAGUUCGCUCUGCGCUGCCUAGUCCAGGGUCUGACGGACGACAAGCUGUCACAGUACCUGCUGCAGCUGGUUCAGGUGUUAAAGUAUGAGAUGUACCUGGACAAUCCUCUGGCUCGCUUCCUCAUCAAGAAGGCUCUGACCAAUCAGAGGAUCGGACACUUCUUCUUCUGGCAUCUAAAGUCAGAGAUGCACAACAAAACAGUUUCCAGGCGGUUUGGUUUACUGCUGGAAGCUUUCUGCAGAGCCUGUGGCAUGUACCUGAAACACCUGAACAGACAGGUGGAGGCGAUGGAUAAACUGGUGAAUCUGACCGACACACUGAAGCAGGAGAAGAAGGACGAGACCCAGAAGACCCAGAUGAAGUUCCUGGUGGAACACAUGUCUCGUCCAGACUACAUGGAGGCUCUGCAGGGCUUCGUGUCUCCUCUGAACCCAGUCCACCAGCUGGGGAACCUCAGGUUGGAGGAGUGCAGGAUCAUGUCGUCAGCGAAGCGCCCCCUGUGGCUGAACUGGGAAAACCCUGACAUCAUGUCUGAGCUGCUCUUCACCAACAACGAGAUCAUCUUCAAGAACGGAGAUGACCUGCGUCAGGACAUGCUGACGCUGCAGAUCAUUAAGAUCAUGGAGAACAUCUGGCAGAACCAGGGUUUGGACCUGCGCAUGCUGCCGUACGGAUGUCUGUCCAUCGGAGACUGUGUGGGGCUGAUCGAGGUGGUGAAGAACAGCUUCACUAUCAUGCAGAUUCAGUGUAAAGGAGGCCUGAAGGGGGCGCUGCAGUUCAACUCCAACACAUUGCACCACUGGAUCAAAGACAAGAACCGUGGAGAGGCGUAUGACCGAGCCAUAGACCUUUUCACCAGGUCGUGUGCAGGUUACUGUGUCGCCACCUUCAUCCUGGGAAUCGGAGACCGACACAACUCCAACAUUAUGGUGAAGGAGAACGGACAGCUGUUCCACAUCGACUUUGGUCAUUUUCUGGAUCACAAGAAGAAGAAGUUUGGCUAUAAGAGGGAACGCGUCCCCUUCGUCCUCACGCAGGACUUCCUCAUUGUCAUCAGUAAAGGAGUCCAGGAGUCCACCAAGACCAAGGAGUUCGAAAGGUUCCAGGAGAUGUGCUAUAAGGCCUACCUAGCCAUCCGGCAGCAUGCCAGCCUCUUCAUCAACCUGUUCUCCCUCCUGCUGGGAUGUGGGAUGCCGGAACUGCAGAGCUUUGAUGACAUCGCCUACCUGAGGAAGACCCUCGCCCUGGAGAAGAGCCAGCAGGAGGCGCUGGAGUACUUCACCAAGCAGAUGAACGAUGCUCACCAUGGAGGCUGGAGCACCAAGAUGGACUGGAUCUUCCACACCAUCAGACACAUGCCCAACGAGCACUGAUGUCCUCACAGACCCACGGAGGACAACUCUGGACUGUCACAGUAAUCAGAUUACUGCAGUCACCCUCACAGUAAUCACAUUACUGCUACCAGCAUGCUGGAAUAUUCCUCCUCUGCAUCUAGAAAUGUCUUCAACACCUUCUGACCUCAUGCAGCCCCAAAUCAUCAUACCACCACCUCCAUGCUUCACUGUCAGCACUAUGCAUCCACUGUGGUAGUCCUGGUCAACAGAGACAAAAUAAGAAACACAGACACAAAAUGACCACAAAAAAACGAAACGACCACAAACAGACACAAAACAACCACAAAUAGACACAAAACAACCACAGAGACACAAAAUGACCCCUAAAAGACAAAAAAGAACCUCUAAAAGAUAUUAAACAACCACAAAGAGACACAAAAGAACCUCUAAAAGACACAAAACAACCACAAAGAGACACAAAUUGACCACAAAGAGACACAAAACAACCACAAAGAGACCCAAAACGACCACAAGACAGAAACUGACCACAGGCAGACACAAAUUUUGACAAAGAAACAUAAAACAAGCAUAAGGAAACAAAAAUGACACCAAAGAUGUUCAGAAUUACUACAAAAUAAUACAAAACAACCACAAAAAGAAACAAAACGACCACAAACAGACACCAAAAGUCCACAAGGAGACACAAAACGUCUACAAAGAGACACAAACUGCCCCCACUGUGGUCCUGGUCAGGUUCUCACCAACCUGCUGGGAUCCAUCUUUCUACUCUGCUGUUCUGCUUGAAGUAAUCUGAUUACUGUGGGGGGAUACAGUCCGCUGGUAUUGUGUGUGUGUGUGUGUGUGUGUGUGUAUAAAACACACAUUUCCCCCUGUACAUAGCACACGUAUUUAUCAUGGAACAGACACACGCCUGUAGCACACGUGUGUCCGUCUACUGCACUACUCUGAGGACGAUGAAGACGAUGAUGUCGUCUGAUGUCACGGGUUUCAGCCUCACGUUGUCGUGUCGGUGGGAUGGUCGUCAUAGCAACGUGAAUCUCAGGGUCUGCUGGGACAGAGGGUGGUGGGGAACGUCUUCCAGUUAGCAUGUUAGCUCUGCCAAACUUUAUAAACUUUAUACGCUGAGCUUUAUUGAAACCAGCAAUGUGAACACUGAGAGCAAUAAAACCUCCAAUCAUUGAUCAAUACUUUAUGACAAUCAGGAGCUCUGACCAAUAGGAGGGCAGGGCUGUGAGCGGAGUCUUCAACGACCAACCAGCUUUCUACUAUGAACAAAUAAUUCUCAACAUUUAUCUAUUCAUGACCUGCUAAUAGAGACUUUUCCAGCAGGUUUUUAAACAUUUAACUGAUUAAACUAAAGGUUCUUCCUGUGAAAUGAUUCUUUAAAUGUUUGCACUUUUCAUUCAUCCCACACUGUUUCUGAACAUUUGGGGUUUCAGAUGCUGACAGACGCCAUCCACAGCUGCUGUCCGAUCAUCUCCAGGCUAGUUUACAGUAUUCUGGAGUGUUUCUGAGUAUUUUUGGAGUAUUUCUGAGUAUUUUUGGAGUAUUUCUGAGUAUUUCUGAGUGUUUCGGGGAGAGCUGAUUUCCUCUGAACCAACAUAUCAUCAGAUGUAUCAGGGAUCAAAGACAAUCUGAACCAAUCAGCUGCUCGCUAGCUGCUAGCUCAGUCACUGGGUCUAAUGCUAAGCUAGUUAGCACUGUUAGCCUGUUAGCUCAGUCACUAGGUCUAAUGCUAAGCUAAUUAGCAGUGUUAGUCUGUUAGCUGAGCCACUGUGUAAUGCACUAUGCUAAGCUAGUUAGCAUCAUUAGCCUGUUAGCUCAGUCGCCGUGUCUAAAACACUAUGCUAAGCUAGUAAGCACCAUUAGCCUGUUAGCUCAGUCACUGUGUCUAAUGUACUAUGCUAAGCUUGUUAGCACCGUUAACCUGUUAGCUCAGUCACUGUGUCUAAUGCACUAUGCUAAGUUAGUUAGCACUAUUAGCCUGUUAGCUGAGCUCCUCUCCAUAGUUAGUUUAUACUGAGCUCAGCUGCUGCACUGGAACAAGGAAUUGUGGGUAGCGUUAGUUAGCAAAGCGUAGCAUCAGUGGAAGCCCCGCCCCUCCUGUCUCAUUGGCUGCCAGUCCUCAGGGGGCGGGGCUAGACGCCCAGUUUUAAUGUGAAGGUGUGUUUGUUUCUGCUCAGGUAGAGUCAGACUAAGCCCUGCCCACACCUGUCAGUUACCAUGACAACCGGUGGGGCGGCACGGACCCGCCCCCUGCUGCAUGCUGAUCAUUUAUUGGUUCAUGACAUCAUGACUGUGCUGGUUGCCAUAGUGACUGUGUAUCGCUGUGAUCGAUGUUAUUGUUUGUUGAACUGAUGUAUUGAUGAUCAACUGGUGUAUUUACAGCCUGAUCACUAUUGAUUUCUGAUGACUAUAGAUGAUCGAUCGGUGUAUUUACAGCCUGAUCAUUUUCUUCAUGUUAACUAUUGACUUUUGAUAACUAUUGAUGAUUGUUCGAACCAAUCCUCCCGCUGCGGGGGCGGAGUCACACUGCAGGUGUAGCAGCACCUGUUGAUCUGCGAGUGUUGUCAUGGAAAUAAAGGCUGGACAGAU
Molecule: messenger RNA, 6191 nt
Organism: Amphiprion ocellaris (clown anemonefish)
Lineage: Eukaryota; Metazoa; Chordata; Actinopteri; Pomacentridae
Exons: 28
Coding region: 402-3614 (1070 amino acids)
Biological process (GO): cell migration; phosphatidylinositol 3-kinase/protein kinase B signal transduction; phosphatidylinositol-3-phosphate biosynthetic process
Cellular component (GO): plasma membrane; phosphatidylinositol 3-kinase complex, class IB; cytoplasm
Molecular function (GO): 1-phosphatidylinositol-3-kinase activity; 1-phosphatidylinositol-4-phosphate 3-kinase activity
Source: RefSeq, a predicted model, not a curated record